UCCCCUGCUGCCUCUGUUUCCCUGUUGUCCCUGGGUGGUUUGUUGGCCUGGGGAGAGACAGCAGAAAGCUGGCACCAAACACAGGAGCACCUGGCACUGCAUUCUUUGAGUCUACUGAAAGGAGCCAAGCUCCAGCCCACCCUCUCUCUGCAUCACAUUUACAUAACACCUGUCGCCUUUCUUGCUUUGAAUUCAACCUCAUUCUCACUUUUGAUUCUGGCAACCAUGCUAGGAGAUAGACAGUUCAGGCAUGUUUACUGCCAUAGCUAGAAGAGGUAACCAAGGUCCAAUCCAGAUAAGUGACCUGCCUGAGACCACACUCGUGGACUAGCAGCAGCUCAGUGUCCUGGCCCCGAAGCAAGGCUCUAUCCAAGGAACAUACACUCUGGGAAGCUGGGCCAAAGCAAGGUUUUUCAGUUAAUCUAAGAAGGUAAGUCCAAGAAGGCACAGAUUUCCGUCUGCUUUGUUCAUCACUUAAUCUCCAGUUCCUAGGUCAGUGCCUGAUACAUAGUGGGUGCUUGUCAAGUGUUUAUUGAAUGAAUAAAUGAAAGAUUCUUGGGAGACAGUGAGUCUCCUACUCUCUGUUCCCCACUGUGGUGUUGGCCAAGCCCUCUCCUAGAUUCACAGGGGUCUCCCGAGGGCCUGGCCUGAUUCUCCUGAAUUGCUGGGACUCAUUCUGUCUUUUUUUUCUAGGGUCUCCAUUUUAGGGUGUUUUAAGUCCUAAGGCCUAUUAUCAUAGUCAUCAUGGGCUUCUGCCUGGCUCUGGCAUGGACACUCCUGGUUGGGUCGUGGACAUCCGUGGGAACUCAGAACCCCAUUUCCUGGGAGGUGCAGCGAUUUGAUGGGUGGUACAACAACCUCAUGGAUCACAGAUGGGGCAGCAAAGGCUCUCUGCUCCAGUGUCUGAUUCCAGCCAGUUAUGCAGACGGUGUGUACCAGCCCUUGGGAGAACCCCACCUGCCCAACCCCAGAGACCUUAGCAACACUGCCAUGAGGGGCCCUGCAGGGCAGGCCUCCCUGCGAAACCGAACAGUGCUGGGAGUCUUCUUUGGCUACCAUGUGCUCCCGGACCUGGUGAGCGUGGAGACCCCGGGCUGCCCAGCCGAGUUUAUCAACAUCCACAUCCCGCGUGGACCUGUGUUCGACCCUGACCGGCGUGGGAACGUGGUCCUCCCCUUCCAGAGGAGCCCCUGGGACCCCGAGACACAGAGCCCCAGUAAUCCCGGGGACCUGACCAACGAGGUGACGGGCUGGCUGGACGGCAGCGCCAUCUAUGGCUCCUCGCACUGGUGGAGCGACGCGCUGCGGAGCUUCUCCGGCGGGCAGCUGGCGUCGGGGCCCGACCCCGCCUUCCCCCUCAACGCGCAAAGCCCCCCGCUCAUGUGGACGGCGCCCGACUCCGCCACGGGACAGCGCGGGCCUGGGGGGCUGCACGUCGCGUGCAGCUUUGGGGCGGAGCGCGGGAACCGCGACCCCUUCCUGCAGGCACUGGGACUGCUGUGGUGCGGCUACCACAACCUGUGAGCACAGCGGCUGGCCCGCGAGCACCCGCAAUGGGGGGACGAGGAGCUGUUCCAGCACGCGCGCAAGAGGGUCAUCGCCACCUACCAGAACAUCAUUCUGUAUGAGUGGCUGCCCAGCUUCCUGCAGAAAACACCCCCCAAGUAUGCAGGACACAGCCCUUUCCUGGACCCCAGCAUCUCCCCAGAGUUCCUGGCCGCUUCUGAGCAAUUCUUCUCUACCAUGGUGCCUCCUGGCAUCUACAUGAGGAGCCGAAUUCUUCACUCUAUCCAGCUUAUCAUCCACGGCAGCUUCGGCCUGAUCCAGCUGCCCCGUUUCCACAUCUUCUUCCUGGUCCCGGCCCUAAUCUAUGUGGGGGACAAGCUGGUGAGCCUGAGCCGGAAGAAGGUGGAGAUCAGCGUGGUGAAGGCCGAGCUGCUGCCUUCAGGAGUGACCCACCUGCAGUUCCAGCGGCCCCAAGGCUUUGAGUACAAGUCAGGACAGUGGGUGCGGAUCGCCUGCUUGGAUCUGGGGACCACUGAGUACCACCCCUUCACACUGACUUCUGCACCCCACGAGGACACGCUUAGCCUGCACAUCCGGGCAGCAGGGCCCUGGACCACUCGGCUCAGAGAGAUCUACUCACCUCCAACGGGAGAUGGCUGUGCCAGAUACCCGAAGCUGUACCUUGAUGGACCAUUUGGAGAGGGCCACCAGGAAUGGCAUAAGUUUGAGGUGUCAGUGCUGGUGGGAGGGGGUAUUGGGGUCACCCCCUUUGCCUCCAUCCUCAAAGACCUGGUCUUCAAGUCAUCAGUCAGCUGCCAAGUGUUCUGUAAGAAGAUCUACUUCAUCUGGGUGACGAGAACCCAGCGGCAGUUUGAGUGGCUGGCCGACAUCAUCCGAGAGGUGGAGGAGAAUGACUGCCAGGACCUGGUGUCCGUGCACAUCUACAUCACCCAGCUGGCUGAGAAGUUUGACCUCAGGACUACCAUGCUGUACAUCUGUGAGCGGCACUUCCAGAAGGUGCUGAACCGGAGUCUGUUCACGGGCCUGCGCUCCAUCACCCACUUUGGCCGCCCCCCCUUCGAGCCCUUCUUCAAGUCCCUGCAGGAGGUCCACCCGCAGGUCCGGAAGAUUGGGGUGUUUAGCUGUGGCCCCCCUGGCAUGACCAAGAAUGUGGAAAAGGCCUGUCAGCUCAUCAACAAGCAGGACCGGACUCACUUCUCCCACCAUUAUGAGAACUUCUAG
Molecule: messenger RNA, 2748 nt
Organism: Ailuropoda melanoleuca (giant panda)
Lineage: Eukaryota; Metazoa; Chordata; Mammalia; Carnivora; Ursidae
Product: dual oxidase 1
Biological process (GO): defense response; response to oxidative stress; superoxide anion generation
Cellular component (GO): plasma membrane; NADPH oxidase complex
Molecular function (GO): peroxidase activity; superoxide-generating NAD(P)H oxidase activity; heme binding
Source: RefSeq, a predicted model, not a curated record